AUGAUCAUUUCCCUCAUCGGCAAUGCUUUGGUGUGUUUCGUGAUACAGCACCAUUUGCAGCACUCCGUGACAAACAUAUUUCUUUUCAACCUCAGUAUCACCGAUAUCCUGACGACGCUAGCGGUCAUUCCAAUCACGACGGUGGCCGAUGUUUGGCUCACCUACUGGCCUUUUGGGGCUGCCAUGUGCAAACUGAUUCCCUUCAUACAGUGUCUCACCGUUACCCUGACCGCGUUCACUCAUGUAUUAAUAUCCUGCGACAGAUUUGCCAUUGUUUUUCGGCCACUUCAGAGACGGCGUUUUCUGACCUUGCGUCGUGCUAAGAUCAUUGUUGGAUUUAUCUGGCUGUUCGCUGCCAUUCAGGCUUCUCCGUUAGCCGUUGUAGGCUACCUUCAGAACGGCACAUAUCCGCGGUGUGCUGAGUCAUGGGACGCCCAACGCAGUCAGGUCUACGGACUGACUUUGUUGGGUUUACAAUAUUUUCUUCCUUUGACUCUACUUAUCUGCUCUUAUACAACAAUCUCACUGCGGUUAAAUUCGAGCAGCUUGAGAGGAACCGCUGGAGGCAAUAGGAUUCAUUCGGUUGCUCGGUCUAAGGGGAAGGUACGUUGGAAAUUAUUUUUACGGUUUUUUCGCCUCCAUAACACUGCACCUACCUAAAUACCAAUAAGAGAUCUACCGGACAUUUGGGGCCUUCAUGUACCCCAAAAUGUUAUGCCUACAUAAUAUUCUAAAUAAGCCAACAUGCCUUAAACAAUGCAAAGUUGACGGCGCAUGGUAAACCAGUAGGCCGAUAAAAAUAGGGCUUGUUUUAUUAUAAAGUUUUGAAUAUUUAUAGAGCUUCGUGCAGAAGUACAAUUGAAAUUUUAUGCAGAAUGUCAACUGUGCUAUGAUUUACACUUUGGGGACGCUGGUACAUGGUUGCAAAUGCAAACAUUUUAUGGAUUAUGUGAGUCCUGGGCUGUAAUUGCGAACGGUUCUGGCAGUCAAAAACCUUCCACACGACGACAAAUUGUCCUCGACAUCACUCUGUCAUUUUAUAGUUGAUCGCUUAAAUAAAAAGCAUUUCAUUUCAUAAUGAAAACAAGGUACACACUUGUCUGGUAAAAUGUUUUGUUAGAUAAUUUUGAAGGUAAAGGUUUAUUUUUGUUCUCGGGCUUCAUUUGUAAAAAGCUAUAUGGUUUAAAACUGGCCUUUAUUGUAUAAGACGUUAAUGAGGUAAAAAUAGUCUACUAAGUGAUUAUACUGAGCGGCAGUACUAGAUGUCAGUACACUUGUACUAAUGACUGGCAACACCUACGGUGUCCGUCAGAAUUAGACAAAAACAACUCAAAAGUUAAAAGUCAAUCUCAGAUCCGCAAUCCUAAUCGAAGUAUUACUCCGCAGUAUGCAUUCAUAACAUGAAGGACACAUAUUCGAAUGCAGUUUGAACUUCACAUUUCCCAUAAAACAAGCGAAUAAGUUAGGUUCCUCUAUUAACGUCUUGAAACCUACUUGGAAGAACAUUAAUGAGAAGGGAAAAUGUUAUGAGUGGAACAAACCGCCUGUUUUACCGGAUCUCUAAAAUACUACUGAAAGGCUGCUGAGUAAAAAGAAAAAAAUAAAUGCAGAAUGGCAAAAGUGACGACGAUAAAGGUGAAAGCAUGGAAUUCCUGCGAGGAUUUUGGUUCUUUAGGGGGUCGACAGCAUUUCCUGCGGGUUAAUUGGUAGAUAUUCCAGUUCUGUAAUUGCAGAAUUUUAAUUCUUUAGAGAUUAUUCGCCAAAUCUAAGUACAUCGGUUUUCUUGAGACAAAUAAGCUUGGAUAAAACUUUGAUAUAAGUCUCCCGGCCAAAGUUUAUCAGCCGCCUAUCCGCAGAAUAACCACCUUGUAUUCAUAAACAGCCGACAGACUUCCAGUAUUGCAAACUGCGAUAGCAAUGUAUACCAUGCCAGGUAGCACAGGCACUAGCCGAAAUGCGAGACAAGGGUUUAGCCGAUAUUCUGCUGUUCUAUGGCAGAGCUGCAAAGGGUUUAUCUCAUCCUAUCUAAGUAUAUACAGUAGAUGUGCUAACUCAUGAAAUUGCAACCGAAAUUUCAAAAUGCGUUCUCGUUUCGAAAAGAUAAAUUAAGUAGUGUUGUAAAACUAAUCAUGAUGCAGCAUAAAUUUAGAAUAAUCCAGUUACCACAGGAUGUCAGCUUUCGAAAGAACUUAUAUUGGCUACAUGCAGGAUCCAUAAUCUGCAAAAAUGACUACUUAUGUAGCAUGUAACUCUCUCAUUGAUUUUCGAGGCCUUUGAAAAUUCAAUUAUAUUUCAUAAAAGACAUGCAUAAAAAUUCAUUUUUUUACUUUUUCGGUAGAAAUUCACGUCUUCUUCCAGCUUCAUACUCAAACGAAGAGUAUAAUUCGGUUUUAAAAAAGUUUCUUAUUGUGAGAUUUUUUAAUACCGUUAAAUGGCCGUUCAUAAAACGUCAUGUAUCUGUAUUUAAGAAUGUAGCUUGCAAAGUUAAUAAUAUUGCUCAAAUCCACUGCUUAAUUUCAUGAACCACAUAUGGUCUCCUCUUAACACCGUAGAAGACUGCAUGGUUUUCCAUACACGGGAAAUAUACAGCUUGUAGUUUUGAAACCCUGAAUGCAAGUGUAACAUCAGGUCUGGUUCAAAAUUAUUCGGGAAUUCGAGAAGUUAUUUAAAAUAUAAUUAUUCUAUUCUUUUGAGUAUGAAAUUGGAAGAAGCCGUGAUUUUCUACUGAACGAGUAAAACAAUGAAUAUUUUAUGCAUGUUUUCCAUGAAAUAUACUUGAAUGUUCAAGGACAUCGAAAAUCAAUGAGAAAAUUGCAUACUUCUUAAGUAGUCAUUUUUUGCAGAGUAUAGAUUUGGCGUGAAGCCAAAAUGAGUUCUUUCGAAAACGGACAGCCUGAGGUAACUGGAUCAUUAUAGAUUAAUGCCGCAUAAUGAUUAGUUUUACAACACUACUUAUUUAUCUUUUCGAAACGAGAACGCAUUUCAAAAUUUUAGUCGACAUUUCAUGAGUUAGCACAUCUACUGCACUACCAGAUGCCUGUUGGCAGUUUUUAAAUAUUACCCGGCUAUUCUGCAGUACCUGAGGAAAUUCGGCCCAAAUGUUUGUGUUAGAUUUCAGUUUGAGCUUAUAAGUCUCAAGCAGACUUAUUAACUCAAAGUUAACGAUUAAUUUCUGGGGAAAUCAAUAAUCUGCAAUUCAAGAACUGGAACAUCUACCAAAAAACACGCAGGAAAUGCCUUAGGUCCACUGUUGAGACAAAAUCCUCGCGUAUAUGCCAUUCGGCGGCAUAAUAUUUGCAAAGCACGUGUCUGGGCUCUUAGCUUUUGCUCAUGCUGACACGUGUGGUAUAUCGUGCAAUCUCAGUGUAACUGGUUCAACCAAAAAUAUCCUUUUAUAUAUUCACGUCGUAGUAACUAAAAGGAUUGAAAUUUCGGCACUCAGAGAUGGGGUGUUGUUUGUUUUCAAAGCUUUCAAAUCGUGAUAUUUUUAGGAUCGCAAAAUGUCCGUUCAUAUAGCAUGGAACAUUGUCCACAUCCAUUGACACACUUUAUAAUCACUGUAUAAAGUCUUGUUAGUAGGGUAUGAAAUUAAGUCUCCUUCUCGCGGAAUAUAUUCAGUUUGUAUUUUAGAGUUCCUAAGGGAAAAUACAACGGUUGAUAAGGUCCACAUAUAUUUUAAAAUUGCAAGGGUUUCCUGAAACCAAAGAACGCCUGCUCAAUGAGAAAUAUAUCUUAACGAUGACAUUAGCUGUUAAUAGACAAGCAUUAGAAACGGCCUUUUUGUCCUUUUUCGAUGAAACAUGUCAAAUUAUGUAAAAGCAUCGAAAGUUUAUAUCUUAAAGUCAUAACCAGGCGGUUUUUACAAAGUGCGGAAUUCGAAGGCGGCCUAAACGUAGCUAACUGAGAAGCCAGCACUUUGAUAUGACAAAACAUUUCGAGAUUGUACUGCCAGAUAAUUAGCAUUGCAGCCCAAUUAAGUAAUGCUUUCGAACUGCAAAAAAUAUCUUGCAGUUUUUGCUAACAUUUGCUUAAUUGAGCUAUCUUCCACACAGAUUCAUUUUAACAUUUGUCUUGAUCGCGCUGAACUUCAGUUAAAGUGUUGGUCCUAAUUAAGCGCUACCACAUAGGGUUUGAUGAGAAAUGAAAAGACGAUAUCUGAGGCGUUUUUGUUGCAUUGUAGCCUAAAAAUCAAAGCCUAUAAUAAUGUAUUAAAUAUUUCAAGUCUAUAAACAGUGCCACGAUGACCGAAUGCCUUCAUAGCCAGUUGACUGCAAUGUCGCAAUUGUUAUACUGAGCAAAUUGUUCACAUAUAGGCUGAUACUACGAAAGAAGAUAAUCAUUUUUGUGCAUGUGAGUUUUCACUUCGUAAAAAACCACACCCAAGAUUCAAAAAGCAUGUUUUAUAAAAAUGUAUCCAAUGGUAAAAAGAUAAAUGUUACGUUAGUAGGGUAAUAGACUUUGAGAGUAAAUUUGUCAACACAUUGCCUCUGAACAUCGGCACGCAAGUUUCCCACUGCUUAAGAGUAAAACCCUAAAUUGGUUGUAGUCUAGGUUUUGGACAAGUCAUUUUAGAUACUGCUGCUUCCAGUGAUAUUAAAUAUUGGAAAAGCUGAAAGCGUUUUUGCUAGUUUGAGGACAUCUGAUAAUGUUUAAGGCUUGCAGUAUAAAACUGGAAAAGUCGCCCUGUUUUCAAGGGACACACGGGUUGAGGAGGAGGUUAUCGCAGCAUCCAGACAUGUAAACACAUUACCCUCACACGAUAUUCGGUAAAAUUGUUAAAGCAUAAAAUUCACCGAAAUUUAGAAAGCAUUGCAAACUACUCGCAACCCGGAGUGAUCGAAUGAAUCCAAGCUCCGAAAUAAUAAUUACUGACUUUAAGAAGUCGAAAGCAUAAAAUGCUUUAACUUUAUUCAAAUUUAAAAAUGUUUUGGAACGCGUUAGUUCCGAAAGCGCCAUAAAAUAUUUGUCGCUGGGUAAGCUUAAGCUUUACGUGUACAGGAUUCCUGUCUAUACCAAAACGUGGACAAACAAAACAGCAUUAGUCGAUUAAGGCUUGAAGAUUUUCAUUACAGACGUUUGCACUUAAAUAUUUUCUAGAAAUUGGUGUAUCGUCAAGUAUAACGGCUAGUUCAUAACUCACAGUUUGUGCCUGAAUCCUUAAAAUGUUUUAGGAAAACUGGCCGCAUUGCUAUUAAUUAUGCGGCGCCUGAGGUGUGAUUAAGUAUGAUGGAAAUGAAGACUCAUAAACUCGCCAAUACGGACGUCACAGGGAAGAAGGCUUUAUACGUUCAAAUGUCGACGGGUCGUAACUGCAUAUGCAAUCUUAAACACAUCAUUCUGUAUGUACUUAGAAAAUGUUCCUUCCAUCAAAUUGUCUUAUAGCUUUACUUAUGCUAGGAUACGUUUCGUUUAAAAAUAAUGGCGAAUAUUUCACGAACUAAUUUGCUUUCGAUCGACUGUUAAUCUUUGGAUUACGUGAUAUGGUUAAUCGAAAUCGUUAAAAUAAAUAUUCAUUGAAAUUCUCAGCAGAACAAGAGGGUGAGUUGAUUUUUAAUUCGAUUCAGAUGGUUAGCUGGGCUAAAGUUAUUUUAAUAUGGAUAUGGAAAACUUAUUCUCUAAGAAAAAUGAGUGCGCACAGCAUAAUUAAGGCAUAAAAUAUGCUCCCAAUCGAUUAAAAAAAUUUUCUUAUAAGGUACGGCUUUAAUAAUGCAGUUACCUGACGAAUAUCUGCAUAUUUUACCUUUUUUAAAGGCUAACGAGAUAAAAAGGACACUCAAUCGACUUUUUCGCCCUCUCAGAAACGAUCAAUAAUCGUUCUUCUGCAAAAGGUGAUAGUAGCUCCGUUAAUAUUGGAGGCAUUCAUGUAAUAAUUGCUCAUGUUAAGGCUCCGUUUCACGAUUAUGAAUGUACGGCCGGAUGACCAUGCUGAUAUUAAAAUCAUUCUUAACCUGAUAAAUGUCCGCCCGUAAUAUCUAAACUGCCCGUUUGUGAAAAGAAAACAAUGCAAGCGUAUCUAACCACUUGCUUAAAAUGUAAAAUUUUGCACUGGAAUGAGGUCUUAAAAGUAAGUUAUUGAGCGGUCGCAAUGGACGAAAAAGUGUCAGAACGCCUUAAAAAAUUGCUUGUAGGCGUCAUCACUGGAUUUUAUGACAUAAAAUCACAGCUAUUUGUAAAUCUGUUUUUAAACUUAAUAUAUCGUCUGCCUUUCUAAAAAUGCCUUUCUCGCUUACGCCCUGCUCCAACUACUAUGCGUAAAAAUAAUAAAUUUUCAAGAAAAUUAAGUUCUGCCUGACACAACUAUCUAGGUUACAAAACUCACUUUAAACCAAAAACCCAUCGAUGCAGGAAUUUGGUUUAGAAAAUGUAUUCGAAUAGAAAACUGUUAGAAAACGUAGAUUUCUACCCAAAUCUGUAAACCAUUUGGCUGACAAAAUCAUACAUGAGCGUAUUCUGCAACCAAUAAGGACCCUUUUUGAAACGGGCCAGAAGCGCAAAUAUAAUUCGCAGCUAUUUAAGUGACUAGAAUUGACCAUCUUUAUUUUCAUUACCAUAUUUCAGGUUACGUACCACAUGUAAAGUACGUGGGCCAGCUCAGAAAAUUGCAACCGAAAUUCGGAAAUGCGUUUUCGUUUCGAAAAGAUAAAGUGCGAUUGUAAAACCAACCUUAAUGUGGCAUACUUCUGUAAUAACACAGUGUUUUAUUUUAACUGAACUUUUUUGGGGUGCACGCAAAACGUACACUGUAUAAAAAAGUAGCUACUUAUUUAGAAUGCAUUUUUCUCAUUUUUUCGGUGCCCUGAAGAAUGAAAUUGUAUUUCGUGGAAACAUGCAUAACCAUUUAUUCUCUUGCUCAUUCGGUAGACAAUUACGUCUUUUUUCAAGUUUAUACAAGGAGGAAGGGUGUAAUUCAGUUUCAAAAAGGUUUUAUUUGUGAGAUUUUUUAAUACCAUGAAACGAUCGUUCAUAAAACGUCGUGCCUCUCUAUUUGGCAGCAUGGCCUGUAAAGUUACCAGCAUGGUUCAUAUCCGCUGUCAAAUUUUAUGAACCCCAUAUGGUCUUCUCCUUACACCGUAUGCAUGGUUUGCCUUACGGGAAAAAUAUUUGGCAUGUAAUUUGGAGACCAUGAAUGCAAGUGUAACGGCAGGUUGGGUUCAAAAUGUAUUCUGAAUUUGAAAACUUUUAGAACCCAUUUAUUUCUUUAUUUCAAGCAUACAUUUGGAAAUGUCAUUUUCUAACGAAUGGGUAACGGAUUGGAUAUUUUUAUUUCAGUUUUUUUUAUAAACUAAUAUAAACGUUCUGUGGACAUCAAAAACCAAGGAGAAAAAUGCGUGCUGAUUAAGUGUUUAGCGUAUCACGGCGUAUAUUGUUUGCUGUAGUCGGAAUACAAUUCGUUCAGUAGUCAAUAUCCUACGGUAAGUGAAUUAUUUUAGUAUUACGCUGCACGAUGAUAAGUUUUAUAAAUCUAUUUAAUUAGUCUUUUCGAAAGGUAAACGCAUUUCGAAAUUUCAAUUGCAAUUUCAUUAAUUAACCCACCUAUUGUACGUAUGAUCGUCCAAAAAAAACACACGUAUAAUACCCGCUGUGGCCUUUUUCAAACCUCAACAGCAACGAAAUUUUCAGGGCUAGCGCUCUGGCCAACGGCAAAAACUCCGUUUUUAGACGAACACCAACUACUCCCACAGUUCGAUUUCAAAGGAGUGUUCUAUUUUUAUUUCCAGUCACAACGUUUGCACUUCGUUUCUGCGCAAGUACGUCCUUGAGAUAAAACCUUUUGGCUGCCAGCGCAAGUGCAGCGUCCACGUUUGUUUAUUCAACAACCUGAAAUUGCUCGGUGUUAAUAAGAUCAUUUUAAGAUUCGUAAAUGGACACGGACUUAAAUAACACCUUAGACGGAAAACACGCUAGAUUAAUGUGUGCAGACCACAUCAGAUGCAGUCUGAUGACGACAGUCUUUAAAAACAGUCGUAAAACCAGAAUAGCUAAAUAAGCAGUAGUAAUGACCGCACUUGUUUGUAAACUACAAACAAAUACAGUUGCUUGUGCUAGCUGAGAACUACGUACGGAAAUAUACUUUACAUUUUUUACAUGAUCGUCGAAUUGUGCACUUGUCUCUCUAGAAGUUAUUCCAGUUCAACACAAACAAGGAACAUAUGUAUAUAGACACAGUAGUAAUUUGCAGUGGUUAGAGCGGGCUUGCCCUUAAAUAGGUGGUUUACUUUGGUACUGCGAAUCAACUGCUGGCGGUGGAUUUCAUAACAUGCAUGUAUGUAUACAGAAUCGUAUAACCGAGCCCCAGGUGUUUCACGCUUCAGGAGUGGUUAUAAGUGGCCGACGACGGCUAAUAAAUCCAAAGUGGCCAUUCCAGUCUCCCUUGUCCUAGUCGGUAGAACCGCCUAUAUCAUUUGACGCUGUGCGGGUGAUAGUUGGGCUCGAGAUGGAGCCCGUAAGGGACGAGUAAUUUCCAUAAGAACGACCUCUGAGCGCCUCUCUAUUAUCAUCAGAUAAAAUAAAAGGAAACUGUAAUAGACACCUAUCGUCAGACUGAAACGUAUGGGUAUAGAUUUUAUAAAAUUAAAGUAGAUUUUAGUCCUAACACUAAUAAAAUAGGAUUUUGUCCACGCCGAAGUUUAUUUUUCGGGUGAAUGUUUACUCAUUUCACGCAAAUGUUAAUGAAUUUCUCAUCUCGCACACGCAGUUAAAGCUGCUCGGGAAUCAUUAAUCUUGUUGUAGUCGUUGGUCUUUAAUGACAGCAAGAUUUUCACCAAGAAACGCUAGCAACAACUUAUGACUGGAGAAUAAUUCCGCUUACUAAGAAAACGUUUUCUCGACUCAUGGUGCAACCAUGUACUUUCAACAGAAGAAAGCCGACUUUUGUUUUUCUCUGAAAGUUGCUGCUAAAGGUACGGAUGCUUUUGUUAUUCACUUCAUUCGCUCUCCUUUGAGACUUAGUGUUUUCUAAAAUCUAGUCAAGCGUUUUAUAGACAUGACAAUUAAAUUAAGUUGCGUUGACAGCGAAUAUCGUGGGAAUGCGUACAACUCCAGCAGCCGAUUCGAGAAAAAAACAGCGUGAACUUGAUUAGUUGGGAAUGCCUGAGCUCUAAAUUGUGUAAAUAGUAUUUAGCCUUUCUCGGAAAGUUUAAAAUGACCGGAUUGGGUGCUUCUUUCCUGAAAAAAGAGUAAAUGAAGUCAAGGUCCUGGGCACAAAAUUGAAUUACCGGAUGAGUACAAAAAGUAAGCUGAACUCCAAGCUUCUCAUUUAAUUAGAGUUUACCAAAUGGGCUUAACAGUUUACCUUCAAAACCGCCAUAAGCGCUUGCCGGCUUACAAGGUUGUCGUUCAGCUCUCAACUUAUUUAUGGCGCCUUGUACAUGGGAGGAUUCAUGUGAAUGGUCACACAACUUCCUUAGCUCCACCCAUCUAACUCGGACUUAUUACUUACUGUAUAUGGCAACUGAAGCUCAUAAAGAACAAGUUGUGUUCCGAAAACGCAGGUGAAAACUCUUUUUACGAGUACUGAAGUAGUUAAAGGGGAUGCAACUUGGCCUUUUUGAACCAGGACUAAGAGUUAUUUUAAUAAAAUAUUUGGCAACGCAUCCGCUUUUUUGUAAAACUACAUUCUGCAGCAUGAAUUUAUGGCCAGAAAAGCAAAAGGGAGCAUAAAUCAUUAGCUGUUCUACGUGGAAUUGCGGAGUGAUUUCAGACUUGCGGUAGCACAUAUAACGACGCAAGAUAAAUAAUUUAGGAAAACUCGUAAAAUUUGGAAAGAUCCUAUUACCAGCAAAUAAAAUUUUUCCAUAAGCGAAAUAAAAUAUGAGCCCAAAUUUUGUCCAAUUUUUUAACUUGGCCGGUUAAAGGUCAACCUUACUUCAUAGUUCUUUUCGGAUAAGAACAACUAUACUAAUGGGGGUAGAAGAAAAAAAUCAUUUAUGAAACACAACUUUGGCCAGCAAGGGUUGCGCGUGGUACGACAUUCGAUAUCACGGUCGCCAAAAUUCUUGGCUUCUACGUCUGCGAACCUUAUAUACGCAAGCGUUAUGGUCUGGCGUAAGAUGACAACUCUUAAACCAAAGAAGGCAAAGGAAACUGGAGUGGUCAUUUACGACUUACUGGCCGUCUUUGACCAGCUUUAGUCGACCCUAGUAUUCCAACCCCUAAGGCCUAAGCUAGCAUCCUUUUAUUUUGGGAUCUAGCAACCUAACUAUCAGGUAUAAUUUAUUGACGAUGGCUGAGAGACCAGGAAUGAAAGCACAUCUGACUUUUGGACUGAUAAACUGAGGUUUACGUUGCUCGCGCAGAUAAUUCUAUCUGCUGCUCGAAAAAUGGUUCGUGUAUAUAUGCUUGCAUAUAUACGUGUAUCCUUAAAACUCGUUUUAUAAACUACUGAAAAGUGAAUAUGUUAAAUGUGAGAACGAUGGUUCCUAAAUGAAAAUACGCCGGUCACAGGCGUGCAGGCCUCUUAUCCUGUAACUGGGUAAUCUCACAAAAACUUAGACGCCUUUGGAUUAGGUUUAUGAAACACGACCAAAUCACCCCAGAUCGACGGCUGUUGACUGCUCGUAUUUCUGCCCCUCAGCGUAGGUCACAUUGGCAGAAACAUAACUAUUUCAAUAGUAUGGUUAUUUGAAAUCGAUUCUGAUGACCCUGAAUUCUUAAAUAUAUUUAAUAGAAAGCAAUGCCUUUUCUGUGAAGAUGCGUCUUUUCCCUUUCCCGUCCAAUGGAAUAGUAUGCUACCGCUCUACGCGCUUUUUUAUUAUCAUGCAGAAAUGAAUUGGAACUACCCUUACUAUGCGUUUCUGUGUUCAAUCUACAAGCCGCACACGUUCCAUUUUGAGAAGAAUCAAACAUUCACAUACGUUUUCAAGGUGCUUUAUAAUGUCUGAAAUAGCUAGUAAUAUGUACGGUCCACGUUGUAUUUUUUUAUAAGGAAAAUUAACAAGCGACCGAUCUAAUGCUAUCUGAAUGGAUGUUUUACUGUCCGAAAAAGUUGCAUUACUGGAGACUAUUUUUAAACCUAUUAAUCCCGUUUCCUCGUGUAGCAAAUUGAAGAAGGCAUGAUUUACCGCAAAAUGCAUACAAAGGUGAACCCUUUUUGAAUGUCUCUGUGAAAUAUAUGUGUAGUUAUAGGGGCAUUGAGAGUUAACGGAAGAAACCCUAAUAUAUAUUGUCCCUUUUGUGAGUAUAGAUUUGCAGGCGACCACGAAUGCGCGCAUUCACAUGUCAGCAUCCAGGCAUGGCUGAUAUAUAGGUGGGUUAGUUUACAUGAUUAUCGGUAUGGGGGCUUCACCUAUGUUAUCUCUCCUGACCGAUAUUACGCUUUAUGAGAUACGUCAAACAACCUAUAAUGACAUGUACUAAGAAUCUUAGUAUUUUUCUUGAGUACCUCCUCUACCACAAACGCCGCCUCUAAUCAACGUCCAUUGUAGUUUGCCUGUCGACAAAAACGUGUUGAAGCAUCUGUCGCUAUUUUUACCUGCAAAGUGCGCCUGCGUCAAUCAAAAUCUCCUGAGACCAGCCAUUUGACGGCAAGAGUAUUGUUUAAGAUUUGAAUCAUCGAAGUUUUUUGGAUAAUGCAGAUGAAGGAGACGCCCUUGCAAAGUGGAUGGAAAAACAAAUUACUAUUUUAACUGUAUGUCGUGCACCAAUUUAUUGGGGAAAAACGAGCAAGAGACAAAGACGCAUUAAACGUAUUGUCGACAUUUUAUUUGUUACUUCCGAAUAGGAAGCAAACAGAAAAAGCCACAUCGUCUGGCAACUAGGUUUGUCUGGUGCCUGCCUGGCCGGCUUCUGCAAAACGAAACCAAAUGCGCAAGUAUCUCUACCCACAAGAUUCACAAACUCCUCAAAAUACCCUCGUUGGAAUUAAGACAACAAACUGUUCUCACUUUUUACUGCAGUCCUGUAGUUGAAAUUAAAGUAAACCGUUAGUAGACCCUCAGAAAGUUAAUACAAAAUUGUGGAAGCGCGAAAAUCCCCGGCAGCGACACUUGUGCUCUGUCCACGCAAUCGGAUAACCAACUUUUCAGCAUUUGUCCCUUGGUUUGGCGAGUAGGCCGCUGGGCGCAGACAGGCGUGGCAAUUAAGCAAGGUUUAUCUUAGACCUCUGGCUCGCUGUCUGGGCUUGCCCAUCUGUCGGUCUGCAGUGCUGGUGGAAGUGAACAAAGUGUAGGCCUGUCUACUCUUUUCGGUGUUAACACUUGAGAUAGGGUGGAGCAUUUGCUUCAGAGAAGACAAACUGUUUUAUCUAGAGUUCUUCAAACAUGAACUUUACUUAGUUUUUUCUUAAAAAUAGGCCAUGAAAUGAGUGCUGCCAGCGCUUUGUAAACAUUACCAGUUACCGUCAGCACUGGCAAAAGCAACUCUAUUAGUAUAUUUGUGCAAUAAAAGAUGGGCAUCGCAAGCAGUUUACAGUUUGUGACCGAUCUCAUGAAACGUUGUUCAAAAUUCUUAAAUGCGCUUUCGGUUAGGAAGGAUCACGAGGAAAAGUCCCAUGAUAUUCCGAACUUGCCAGGAUAUUAGCUCUUGAAUGCAUCUCUUUUCGAUCUCCUACAAAAUACGCACUCGGUACCAAGUUGCAACAUAAGUAGCAUGCACUUUUCGCAUUGAUUUUUGAUGGUCUUGUUAAUUCAAAUAAAUUUUGUAGAAAUCAUGUACAAAAAUGAGCGUUCUUUUACUGUUUUGGUAGAUAACUACGUUUUCUUUACUUUUUGUGUCUGACAAAAGGGUAUAUUUAAGUUUUAAAAAAGUUUCUUAUUAUGAGAUUAUUAAAUACCACGCAAUGUCCAUUCAUACAUCAUCCUACAUGUCCUUUACAACGUAGUCCGUAUCCAUAGCAAAAUUUUAUGACCACCAUAUGGCAUCUUUUUAAAGGCAUGGAGGAAUAUGUGAUUUUCCUGACGUGGAAAGCAUGCACUUUGUAAACUUAUAUCGCUCAAUACUGAUGCAACGGCUGAUGAGGCUCAAAAUCAUUCGGGAAUAAAGAAACGUUUUUAAAACCUAAUUAUACACUCCUCGUGACAGAAAAUGGAAAAAACGUAGUUGUCUACCAAACCAGUAAAACUAAGUGUAUUUUUGCACGUGUUUUCCAUAAAAUAUAUUUAAAUUUAUAUGACCAUCAAAAAUCUGUGCCAAAAAUUCAUACUACUGAAGUAGCAACUUAUUCCAGAGUGCGACUUUUGCAGGAGAUCAAAAAGAGAUGCAUUCAGAAACCGACAUCCUGGCAAGUUCUAAAUAUCAUGGGAGUGUUCCGCAGGAGAGUUUAUCUUACAACACUGCCUAAGUAGUCCUUCCAAAUUGAAAGCGCACUUUAGAAUUUAGGCCAACAUUUCAUGAGAGCGGUCAUGCACUGUGGUUAGAAAGAAAUAAGUCCUUUGGAAAUUGCAGCAAAUUUGUUCCGUAAAUUUUUAACACUUCUCGCCCAGGUCUUCUUUAGACGUGCGACGAAUAUGCCAGACAUUCAGCAUUUUUAAAGAAAGCCAAAAGGUCAAUUCUGUCCUUUAGUAUCUACCAAUCAUCUAUGGUCUUGGUUGACAUCUCGUGUUAAUCAGCUGUGGCCUCUUUCAUCGUUCCCUGAGAUUACUAUGAACAGCGUCAAAUUCAAUGUGCCGGUCUAUGCAUGAUUCAUCGCAAUAUGUUGCCUCCAAUCGACGACACAAACACUCCGUGGGCCCUAGGUAUAGGGUUGGCCAAUUAGAAAAGAAAGAGGUCAUCUACAAGAUUCUGUGCGACAUCUGCGAUGCAGUAUGCUGUAACCAAACGAGAAGGUCAACGUCUAAACGGAUACACGAACAGCAUCUUUCCGUGAGCAGACGAGACCACCUGUGUUAAGCAGCCAUGCAUACCCUGGGCACCGGCAAGACGUUUGCUUUGAGCCGAACCCGCAAUGUCGGCGCCUGACCUUUGAGAAAAGGUUGAAAGUCCCUUGAGGGCAUACACUCGGAUGAAUCCCGUAUCAAAUAAUACAUAGUGUUGGAUGCCGCGUAUAAAAAUUUCAAGAAUAAUGGAAGAUACGGGAGCAAAUCAGAAUAUAAUUAUACAGACGGCGGCCACUCACGCUCACAACCACCAGAUAAUUAUAGAUUUUCAUGUGCACUAAAGAUGUAACUUGUUUUGGCGUAUUUGCUCUCCUUGUGACUCCGUCUGUCCAUCUAUAAAGGACGUGAAUUUUUGGAGGUCGUGUAUUCCGAUGAAUCGUGCAUUAUCCGGUCCACUGAACCCGACGCCGUUCACAGUAACCUCGGGGCAAUAUGCAAGAACCCUCAGACAAUCAACACGAGAUUUCAACUAAGGCCAGAGAUUACUGGCAGGAAUUAAAGGACAGCAUCAAUCGCUUGACCGAUUUAAAGAGUUGACUGUUUUGCUUGUUUGUCUCACGUUUGAAGACGACCAGGGGGACUAGUGUUACAAAUGUAUGGAAUGAUGUUUGUUGCAUUUCCCAAAGGACUUGUCACUUCCUAAUAAACAUAUACUUAGGAAGGGGAAAGCUCGCCGGAAAUAAGAGCUUUACUUGGCAAUUUUCAAGCUGGUUGUACCCACCCGCUAUCAGACGAAACGAAUAAUUAGAGAUGGAAUUGUCACACUGGUGGCUGAAAAUGCAGAAAAGGAGACAGUAAGGCAGACGACCUUUCAGGGCGGGUGCAUCGUUUUCUGAAGGUUGUCGGAGGUAAGAAAAGGUGUUGUGGGACCUAAUUGUGGCUCGUCUUGUUGGGCGUGAGGAAGGAGGGAUGACGUGCCGGCGAGAUUCUACAUGUUCACACCCCAUCAAGGAACAACAACAAACUGAAGUCAUUUACCGUAUCACGUGCGCAAACUGCCACUGCGUUUAUAUUGGUCACAUGAGUCAGCCAUGUGGGACUCGCAUUAGCUAACAUAAGCUGACUGUCCGCAGACUUGGGUCUUUAUCUCUCUUAUUUGAGCAUGUUCCUGACAGUGACAAUCGUGACGGUACACGGGCCCUCACCUCCGGAUCCAAAGAAAACACCAUGAACCCAACCCUGAUAGGUCGUCUGCCUUAGUCUCUUCCCCAACUCCCUAACUACCGGUGUUGCAAUCCUAGCUAUAACUAUUAAAUCCGUCUGACGAUAAAUUAGUGUAACUGGCUCAAAACUUUACGAGUAAAGCUAUUUUUUCCAGCGAGUUUUCGCCUUUCUUUAUAUCGCCUCGGAAUCCACACAACGUUAUUUGUUCGUAUCUUUAAACAUAUUAUGAAAAGAAAAUUCAUUAAUUAAGUUAUAGGACGUGCUGGUCUGGCCUUGUUUCGUGGCUUCGCGAUGGCAUGCUGGAAUUAUUAACGCCCAACUACCGAAAUCCUCCGACGAACUCAUUCUAUUUAGUUCAUAUGUGCAUAAUAGCGUCCCGUUCAAUAAGAAGUAUGAAAAUGUUUAUUAUUCCAUUCCAAAAAUCUGCCCUUUUGUAAACUACUAAAGUCUGUACUGUUAUAAAGCAUGCGCUUUCGGUCUAUACGACUUUUGUUGCUAUUUAAAUACCACUUCCUGUACCAUGUUGCGUAGAAAAUUCUUUAUGGUUAAUUAUCUUUUGAAAAUAAGGUGAUAACGAGUGUUUUUAUUCCGAAACUUUUGAAUGGACUUCAUUAUGAAAAAAAUCAAGCAUACGGGAGUCUAUUCUUAACGACAUUAUUGGCACCUAGACAAAUCAUGUAGGACAAUCAUAUAUUCCUCUAUGACUCUAAGAAGAAACCAUUUAGAAUUCAUAAAGCUUUAAAGCGGAUGCGGACUAUGUUCUACAUUUAAUGAGUAGCAUUGGUAAACGUACAUAUGCGAUGCUGUAUAAACGGACGUCGUAUGGUAUCAAAAUUCUUAUAAUUAGAAACUUUUUAACACCGAAAGAUAACCCUUCUUAGGUCAUAAAAUGUAAAUAUAAUGUGAUUUUCCACUUAAGGGGUGAAAUAAAGUAUAUUUUUGUGCAUGUUUUCUAUAAAAUAUACUUUAAUUUAUAAAACCAUCGAAAACAAUGUAAAAAUGCUUGCGACUUGCGUAGUCAAUUUUCACCGGCUGUGGUAUCUGCAAAGACGCGAAAAGAAGUGCAUUCAAAAGCCCACAUACUGGAGGGUUUGAAAUACUAUGGAAGUAUUCCGCAUGCUAAUGAAUGCUGAAACCCCACCUAAGUAAUCCUUCCUAAUCGAAAACGCUUUACAGAAUUUCGGCCAAAAUUUCAUGAGGUCGGUCACUCGCUGUACCACCCAUACAUCGGUAGUCAAUCGUCCACUCCAUUGCAAACAACGAUGUAUGGACACCGAUUUUAUUGCAAAAUUUCAUAUGUCAACCUAUUUCUCUAAUGCAGCGACGAGUUUGCAUUACUGAGUUGUUCAACAAACACACAUGAAUGCAAUGGUUUUAGUGAAAGUUCGUGUGUUUCGAAUUUACCCUAGCAACUUAAAUAAUCGUUAAAUCUUAAUUGCACAUUAAUACUUGAAUUAAAUGUUUAGACGGACCUUGUCAAUGCGGAUAACUAAGCUGAUAAAAUACUAUUUGCGACAGGCGUCUCAACAUAAACAUUUUAUAGGGUUUGUAUUUAAAUAUACUUCAAAACAAGCGAAAAAUAACAAUCUGUGAACAUUCACGCACGACGUUUAUGUGUUUAUCAUAAUAAUGACGCACGAAUUCGAUAUCAUUACAUCUUUUUUCCAUUUUCAGAAUACGCUUAACUAAAGAUAGGAGUUUGCUUGACUCCACUGGCAAUAAUGCCCCAGUUACAGAUUAAUUUUAGGGUCACAUCGCGACGCUCGUCCGUAUUUAUGAGAUCGGGAUAGAAAAAGGAGAUUUAAUUAUAGGCCUACCAUUCUCUGUACAUCAAAAGAAUUCAUUCUCAUAAAGGCAGUAUAUGUCUUUAAUGACAACAUAAUCUGACGACUUUCAGGAUUUCCAAUGUCCUCAACUUAUUGUAUACAGAUGGAUUUGAUAAGGCUUGCUUAUUAAAAGAAACAAAGUAAGACAAUGUUGGCGAAUUGUUGUCUAUAUCAUAAGUUUAUGGUUGUUAUUUUAAAGUAAGUUGUUUGAUUUAAAGGCGUUUCUUUGCCCAAAAUGCGUAGUUUAGGCAUGUCACAGCCCCUACAACAUGAGAACACUCACGUGCAUGGCAUUUCCUCUGAUAUUUCUUCCACGCAAAAGGCAGUUUAGACCAUCUGCAAAGAAUUUCCCAAACAUAAGACCCCAUUGCUGAGGAAAAUAAACGUUCAUGAAAAGAUUUGACGGAUAUAUUCCCAAUAAUCUAAAAAAUUCUGUAAUAAGUCAUUUCAUUAUGAAUCGUUUUGGUAGAACAGUGUGGUGACAAGUACCCGAGGAUAUGUUCGCUUCUUCCGACUGUUAGAAAAAAGGCUAGGAUGUCUGGCCCACUAACGCAGCGUCUAGAACAAUAUUGGUAGUUCUUUUGCCGCGGACGAAAAACCGCCCUUUUCCCUAUACUGACGCCAUGCCAUCUUUUCUGUUUUCUCAUAAGCUUCGUUCUUCGAUUCUAAGUGUACCUCAGUCGCCACAUAAAUAUGCAAUUACUGAUCAAGCGAUUACUUCUGCGUUCAUUUGUUUUGGAGUUACGCUGAAGCACAAACUCUAAUUCACGAGAAGUACUUUACCCUUUGCCCAAACAUCACAAUAACCUCUUAAUUAUCAAAUAGUGUACGGUAACUAAUGGGAUCACUGUAUUGUGUAUAUUGAAGUGGAAGACUACUUGCAAACCUCAUUGCGGAUUACAGGUACAACACCACGCAUAUACACUGAUUCGAAUUUAAAAACAUAAUAUCUUCUAGCUUUCUGAAAGAAAGGUGUUUAUUUGUACCCCGCUUUAUGUCAAUUAGGCGAGUCAACAGUUAUUUAGGCUGCAUGCUAUUAUAUCAGCAUACCUUUCUAUUUUAUAUUGAUAAACUUUAGAGAUGGAGCACGAAUGAAUGCACACAUGCAGUCUGACGGAUUUUUUGACGCAGAAACUCCCCUAAAUAUUAGACCAUGUUUAUUAAGCUAAAGAGAAUAAUUAUGUUACUGAGGUACUUUUUGGGGAACAAGCUAUGCCUAAAAGUAUAAUGUACCAUGGCAGAGGUUCUCGAUAGAUUUAAUGUAAAUUUCGUCCCCUCUCUCACAAGGCCCGUUGUGCACUCUGUGGUAAUUUGGGCGCGAUGUGCGUCUUCGAAAAAUUUGCGAUAAGUUAUCCAAACAAAAGACAAUAAGUGAAUGAGAAUCCAAAAGUCUGGCGUGAAGUUCGUUCCAACAGAUUUAAAAAUCUUCAGCCGCCGUUCAAAAAAUAACCAACAUGUUCUCAUUCGUUUGCGGUUGCUUUCAGAAAGUAUAAGCGAAUUGCCUAAAGGCUGGCCAACUGAAAAAAGAGAUGGUGUAAAUCUCAAAAUAGACUAGAAGAUGACACAAAACACGUUAAGGAGGACAAAAAGCGUUCGACUCAUAGGGAAUUCGAGUAAAGAGCAAGGUCUCGUGCGAAAAUUAUCUCUUUACCGAACGUAAUAAUUUAAAUGUCAAAAAUAUUCAAUCAGGUAUGGUGACAGCAACCGCCGCACUUAAGGUCUUCGAUAUGAUUUCAAAGUUGAGUGCUCUGCAUUUAGUAAAUGUUGCUCAACCAGUGUGCCAGCUUGUUUUUCCUGCAUUAUUUCCUUAUUUCGUCCUGUCACUGCGCCGCAGUGCGGUCUGCGUUUGAAUUUGGGAAGAAAACGUCUCACAAACAGUUCAAAUUAAGGAAAUAUUUUGAUGUAUGGCUCAUAUGGAUAGUAAUAACUAGUGCCUUCUUGGAAAGGGUGUGAGUCCAAACCAGAUAUGCUCAGAGUAGACUGGCUAGCGGGACUCAUACCCGCUUUCUGCACCUCAUUUGUAUUUGUGAAAUGACCAUAAUGCCGGCAAACUGAUUCUUUCACUAGGCAGCAUUUUCCUAGAUUUUAAUUCUGCACCAGGAACCAUAGACAUCAUUGUCUAAUACAUCUGCCAUCACUGAACAAAAUUAUCGCAACAUUUAAAGGCCUCAGUGAAAUAAUAGGUCCUAAUCCCCCUGUCUUAUAAACAGAUUAUAUGCGGUUAAAGCCUCUUCUCUAUAUCUCGCUUUAACAAUAAUCAACUCUUUAAACCUAUUUGUCAAAAGUCUAGGAUGAAACUAAAGGCGCUACACCCUUUGAUAUCUUAAAAAUAUAUCUACUUUUAGCCGACGCAGGCUUUUAAAAUUGAUAAAGAAUAUUUUGGCCUGACGGUCAAACUCUCAAUAAAGCUUUUGCUCUUUCACUCAAUUAUGCAUGAAGAGCAAUGGCAUUUAUGUAAAACAAACAAUUACUAUUCUUAAACAUAGUUACCAAUCUUUGAUAGAAUAGGAAAUGAUGUCAUACAGCUUAAUGGGGCCACCAUCUGGAAGUAUCUCCUCUCCAUUUAGCCCAGAGUAAGAUAUUUGUAUUGCAUGAAGUUGAAAACGUACAUGCUUGACACGAUCCAUCGGUAACGGACAGAACCCCUAAUUUCUGUCAGCAUUAGAUUGGACGAGAGAUAGGUCGAUCGAAAAGUACUGCAGUGGGAUCAAAUAUCUUAGCAAGAGAUCAAAAAUGGACAAGAAGAAGGUGGCUGAUGACGUCUGACUAUUUUGCAAUUAGACCUACUUAGCAUUAUUCAUCAUGUAACGAUAUCAGCUGUGAUAAUGACUGAGGCAGUUAUACCACUUUGUGUAGCAACUAAACACCUAGAAGAAGUCUUCUUACUAAGUGAAGUGUAUAACCCGCAGUUUUUCGGAAUAUAUGGCCAACAUUUUGGUGGUUAAUGAGUUUUAUAGCGAUUUAUCAUUUUCAUACCUACACGCAGUCGCUCCCACACAAGUUGGAAGAGCGGCAGACGAUCUGUUUAUUUAUUCUCUAGGAUAUUAAAGGCAAGAAAAUCCACAAGAUCUCUUAUAUUCCUCCCGGUAUACUUGAGUUCCUUCCUAACCAAGCGGAACAAAGUUUUCAGUUGAAGAAUCUUAACGGUAAGCUGAUGCCUCAGUUAGGACCACGUCCUAUGAGAAUAAAGUUGACAAACUAUUUCAUUUGGUCCAUCGUGGUCAAACAACAAUAAGCUGUCGUAUCGCAUUUACGUAUGAACGCAUGUGUUAUCUUUCUGAGAAAGGUUUGCAUAUUAUGAACUGUAACAUUCAAAAUCGGUAAAAACUGAUAAGUAUGAAAUAGGUAUGCAAAGAAGAACGCAUACAAGAACACAUUAUGAUGAUUGGUUGUGCACGAAAUGAGAAACUUAACAUUAACUAAAAAGUAGAAGUAGAUAAAUCUGUUUUUAAACGCGUCCUCUAAUUUAAUAUAUUAGUUUAUUUGCCAUGAGCAUGAGAAUAAGUUUUUUUUGCAAACAAGGUAUCAGGAGACAUCGAGUAAUGCCUGAUUUCCACCCAAGGCUAAUAAGAUUUCAUAGUCUUCUAGUGUUAAAACAUUACUGACGUCGUUUAAUCAGGUUCUAAGGGCCUAAUGUGUCUCACUGCCGCAAAAUCUGCCAUAGUUUGCGUCACCCUUGAGUCGCAUUACGCUUAUUUGUUAUGAAUAAUCGCUUUUGCAUAAGUUUAACUUCCAUUCAUUAUGAUUAUUCUCUGCUCUCCAAAUGGGCUGACACGGCAGAUGCGUUGGUUCAAUUACCGCUCGAAUCCUGUUCCAUUACAUUAAAAGACCUGGAGUUUGUUUAUUAUUCAUGAUAAAAACCAACUUUCCUCGCUUAAAAAAGCAACGUUAGCGGAAUAUUUGAGUCAAAACGUCAAAUCAUUUGCAAAGAUAUUCAAAGUUAGCAACUACGUAAAGGUCACAUAAAGUUCGUGUGUGGACUCGUCUAUCCCGUGUGAAGAGUGUCAUUAACGUCUCAGCCGGGACGUCUGUGUGACCCGGGCUAAAUAUAUUUAUAAUAAAGGCGACCUGCGUCGAAUUAGCCUUAACCCUCUUCACACAUCUGGAACCUUCCACCGACAAAACAGCUGACGUUCACGCACCGCAAUGUCCAUUUAUUUUAAACUGUCAGUAUCACAGUAGCCAGUAAUUUAAUUACCAGCAUUUUUAUUUAAAACAGAAUGUUAGAAAUCUUGCUACCUCUAGAAAGCCACUGAUUGAUACUAUUCAUAAUAUUAUUUUGGGUAAAGCAGAGAGAAAUGCACGUUUAUUUCUUCAAGCAGGUGUUGACUACAUAUACAUUAUACUCAAAGAUAAUGUAUCGUUAGUAGAUCAAAGACAGAGUACUUGCUUUCUGAGGAUAUCUAAAGUAAUUUGAAUUUUAUUUACCUUGGUACACACUGCAUCCUCGAAAUUAAAACUUGGGGUUUUGAGGAAUAUGAUAACAAAUAAAAACAAAAUGUUUAGAUGUACCAAGACGUUUGGAAAUCCUGAUUAUCUUUCUUUGAGCGGAUGCUAAAUACAGUUUAUCAUAACGUAUAGCAGGAAUAUAAUAUUGUGUAAGAUUUACGCCAGCAUAAAAACAUAUUUUGACUUAUUAAUGUAAAGUCCUAAACCGAUCAUUUCUUUUAAAUUUAUACUAGAUUACUAAGGAGAUCACAGGCUUUACCGCGAUCAUUCGUUACGGGACUUAUACGCAUUGUGGACACAUGGGCUUGAUUAGCUAUAUGAGUACCAGUUCGCAUGGACUUUGAGCCUCACAUGAUUUUGCAUGGUAUGAAAUUUAAGAUUUAUAUGUUUAACCUGCCCGCCUUCAUUAAGUGAGAUAAAUGUGCAGGUAAUUUUCAAAUUAGUGUGGGAAUUAAAUUUCAUACGGAGUUACAAGGUGGAUUUUGCAAAUAGUCAUGCAUCCGAAUUUGUUACGCUGUCCAGUGCCACUAGGUCGUUUUACAUCCUCAAGUAUUCCAUCGGAGAAAUUCAUGCUUCUCUAUAAAUUUGCAUCGGUUCUUGUCUUCUCUCAUACGUUUUUUAUUAUUUUGUGAAUUUCUAGAUGGUCAAAAUGAUGAUUGCGGUCUCUGCGCUGUAUGCCAUUUCGCAGCUUCCAAGACAUAUACUCUUUCUUUACGGAACAAUCGUUAACUGGGGCACGAAAGAACUGGCCAUUGCCUGGAAUAUUGCCGUUUUCCUCAGCUCGUCGGCAUCGUGCUACAACCCUUUUGUUUAUGCCUGGAUGAAUCAAACCUAUCGGACGGGGUUUCUUCUAGUAUUUCGAUCCGUUUGCUGCUGCUGCUAUAAGAAAUACCCACAUCCAGUACCGUUGCAAUUCAAGAGUCGCCACCAAGUUUUUACUGCUGCGGAUGAGGCCUGAAGACAACCACCCACCCUUUUUCCUGAAAACCAAGAUUAAAAUUCUUUUGUAUUUAUCGUUUGUUUCCUUUGCAGACAAGAUAUUACUUUAGAACUGCCCGUAUUUAUGUGAAUUAGCAUUUCAUAAACAGCAGUUUCAGGAAGUCGUAAGUAUGAAUAAAAUAAAUCGUAAUCUCGUGAAAGACAUUUGAAGAACAGGAUGGCUUUACAUAUUCGAGCGGUCAAAAAUGACUGCAAGAUAGCACAGCUGCUUUAUUAUUUCUGAGCGGUCUAUAAAACGGACAAACGACGUUCGUGGUGCUGUAAUGCUAAGAAAAAAGAACAAUAUAAUCAAUGUCAGCAGGAUCCACUGUUAAUUUUGAUCCAGGUAACAAAGGUGAGCAUUUGUGGUCAAAAUACUUAAUAUCUAUCCAAAUUAGAUUACUCGAGUUAAUCCUGUUAAACAAGCUUUUGUUUAUGGGAGUAUACCCGGAUUUACGGGAUGGUUAAGAGUGAGAAUAUGGUAGGGCAUUGCGGACGCAUUUAGGGAUGUUUUGGGAUUAACUAAGAUAACCGCUCGCCAACAUAUAUCACAUUUACUUUGAGACGUCAUACUAGUUACCAGAAAAUGCCGCGCCAAGGUUGGAGUCAUAUAUGAGUUUUACAUUUUGAGACAACUGAGAAUGGAUAUUUUCUCGUAUAUUUUGCAGUAUUUGCAACUUGGAUUGAGUGCACUACGGUGUCCUUUACGGGAGAAGCUACAGCAGUCUCUUGAGCUACAACUCAUACCGUCCCAUUUCCUUGAAGCUAAGCAGGCGCUAUAAAUAUUUAGAUGACUACACCUUAGCCUCAGCCGGUUUAUGCAGUCAUUGCACGAGAACGCACGCUGAAAACGUUUGACUAACCAUGACAGGAUGGCCUAAAUUUUGGUUUCAGAUACUCGAAUGGUCGUCAUGCGGCCUUGGUAGAAAAACCCCCUGAUUUCAAAAUAAGUUACAUUAUUUUCUGCAAUCCAUAGACCAUUAUUUAACACAAGUUCCCAAGAUGUUACGUUCAAGCUGGUCUAUUGGAAUUGCACAAAAUUGUCGUUAUCUGAGUUAGGCUGAUUUUUAGACCACGGCAUUAUGGACUCCUGGUAUUACAGGUGGUUCUGCAUCACGGUCUAUAGAGUUGGACUGAGAAAAAAUGGAGUUAAAGUUAGAGCUAGGACUCAUGAAUAGGUACUUUUCUGGAAUCUAGCUCAAGUUUGCCCUCGGUACGAGAGUCCUCGGCGUCGCAUGCAGCCCUGAUUUUGUGCGUUGGAAGACGGUUAGCUAGCUGCGACCGAAAGAGCGUUGGCACUUGUUUCACGGCCACUGACUUUCUUUGGUAAACCGAAUUAAUUACCUGACCGCCUAUAUAGGUUCAAAAGAAAACCCAAUGGCGUGCGACUACAGACUAUGAUUUUAAUGUGGUUUACAUUUGCGUAUAGUGCCAGUGCUCAAGAUGUGCGUAGUUAUGCAAGGUUUAAUAGAGGACGUUGAUAAUUGAAUUCUAUGGCCUCAAUGCCUCCAACACAGUGUACUCAGGCUUAAUCGCACCUUGUAGUUAAAAUACGUCUGAAGACCUUGCACGUUUACAGCAGCGUUUAGUUAAAAAAUCUGAUAACUGGCGUCAGUCGAAGAAUCAAAUAUCGCAGGUUUGUUUCUGAUUUAUCCCGCGCCUGGCCAUUGGGCCUAGUCCUUAAUGAAAACAACGGCGAAGUUGUGUAUGUUUGAGCUCCUAACCUUGCUUGUUGUAAGCCUUUUUAGUGUGCAUUGAAGAUUUUAUCUCAGCUGUGUUCAUAUUUUGAGUGAUCUUAUCUGUUUAACUCCAGUCGGAAAAGAUCAAAGCAAAACGUUGCGUAUAAAGUUUGCUUUUGAUUGUUAGAUUUCAAAAAUUUUGCAACAGGCAAAAACAGAAACCUUUGAUGAAUGAGUCAUUUUGAAUGUUUUCUUUGCCGUCACUAUAGAGAGUGGUUAUAAGCGUGGUUACAAUGUUUUCUUAGAAUACUAAGGUAAUUGACCUUAGCGCAAAGCUGCGGAAUAGGCACAGGUUCCUCCUUCAUAUCCGAAAAUUAGGAAAAUAUGUAGCUGAUUUUUAAAAAAACUCAUAACUUAAACACGUUUUUGAAUCAAAUGGUUUUCGUGAAACUUAUAAUAAAAACAAAAGAAGUCCAAUAAGUAUGCGCAUGUUUUAGUGCUCCAAAGGGCCAUCGUUAGGUUUUCUGUUCAGAAAGAAGCACUUUACAAUUUCUGGAAACGUAUAUAUCCCAGUAUAUUCUUGUGUUUUGACAAAAAAUACGCUUACGCACAUCAAAGGUAGUCACCAAGUACUUGAAUUAAAAAUAAAAAACUUUGGACUUAAAUGAAGGGUUUACUUACCAUAAUCAUUGUCAAAUUGACAAUUCAAAUAACUUAUUACUGUUUUUUACGAUACCACUUUUCAAGCAUUAUUGCCGUAAUAUUUUAGUUUUAGUGAGAUAAAGAUAAAGCUGUUUUGUUGCAUAGUAAGACAUACUUAUGACCCAAUUAUGGUGGACAUAAAGCUUACCAAGAAGCGGAAAGAGAUCUCGAAAAAUAAAUUCAAAAUCAGAGGAGAAAACCAAUUUGUAUGACCAACCCCUAUUGGUGGAAGACGGUAAAUGAACCAUGUUAGAGCUGACGGAUUGAGCAAACUGCGCUUUGGAUUUGCACUCCACUUAAUUCGAACAAAAGUAUAACGGCAGUAAAUGAGAGUGCCUGCAUUUUCAACUUCCUUAAACAAACUUAAGUUGGCAGAAGGAAUGACGGACAAGCUAUUUUUAUUCAAAAACCAAUGCACACGCGCUGAGGAUGAAACAUAUCGAUCGAAUGGCAUUGUGUUGUUGCAAUGAAGUAAACAAGUAAAUUGAAAGUGCCCGAGGGUUUAAGUCUGGUGUUUUAGCAAUCCCUCAGAGACACUUGUGAACGUGACGGCUGGACCUUACUGCCAAAUGGGCAUUGGGUUUUACCCUUCUCAUGCGCAAUGCUAGAAGAGGACGAUGUUGCUUAAAUUCGUGCGCAAUCCAAAAAGCCAUCUUCUUGGGAGAGACAAGUAGGAAGCUCGUAACAUAGCAAGUUUAAAUUAUCCUUAUUCAUUUUUCAUUUGACAGAAAUGACAGCAGCACAAACAUUGGCAAUUCAACAACGACAAAAAUACGUGAAACGAACGCAACCCUUACCAUUCGACCGACAGGCGCUGUUUUAGGGAAAUAAGCAGGUGUCCGGCUCUCUGACUAAUUCCAAACUGUUCAAUUUUAUUGCUGUUAUCACCGCAAAAGAUGUUUUUUGCUGUAAGAUUGUCAGAGAUAGAGGGCGACCAUAAAUACUCCCGAAGACAUCCUGAGCUGCCGUAAUUUGCAAUAAACAUCGCAUUGCAAAACUUUUAGAAAAAAAGGCCAACAAACCGGCCAUCCUUGUUAAGUGCCCUGUAAAGGGCAGACAAAGGAUUGUUGGAAAAAGAGCAAGCUGGUUUUUGGUUUAAUCAGCAGAUCUGUUUACAGAAUAGAGGCUAGCCUUUCUUUUGGUUGCUGAACGAAAGGCUGCUUAGACUGCGAUGAAGGACGCUUGCAUGCAUUGCUAGCAACAAAGAAGGCCGCGCUUAGAAUUAAGAAAAACAAAUAGGUGCGGUAAACGGCGAAGUCUUUUCAGAACACGGGUGUACAUAUUUUAAUUUUAGACGGUGCCACGUUUUAACUGUUUUUUUGUUGUGCAUGAUCAAAUGGAAUUUGUUCAACUAGAGUACAUACCAGAUUAACAAAGAAAUUUGCUUUUUUUUCUGUCAGAUGACCGAUUUUUGUGAAGGUAUUGCCUACUGAAGCCAUGUCUUUUUGUCUUUAGUAAAUGCGAACGUACUGGAAAAAUUUUCUCUCUAUUGUGCAAUUUUAACUCAGAAAGCACACAAACCAAUGUCAUCAGAGUUCGCGGAAAGUCGUCGAUGGAAACCUUUACUUCGGGAAGUUUCAAACUGACAACUCUAACAUUAAUAGGUGUUUUGGCCAAUUUUGACUCGACUACGAUUUAAGCCACGGCUUUAGGUGUAAUCUCUUACUUGAUAGGGCUAAAGCGCCGGCUUUAAGCAAGCUUCUCCCUUGCUAUCAGAGGUUCGAGUCUUACACAAAUCGCUCAGGUUUUCACAGUUGGGUCACAGGAACUUUUUUUAACAGUGAUGAGUACUUCGUGUACUUAAUCCAAGAACAUUAUCCAAAGACUCUUACUCCCCUCAACUAGCACUAAGAACCAAAACCCGCCGACCUCGUCAUGCGUGCAGCUUGGGGGAGAUGUGUGUUAAUGACUUAAUUGCCCUUGAGACAUUGCUAAUUUUGUACAUUUUCAUUCCUUUCAUGUAACUGUAUUGGCUUGACGAAGAAGUACCGAAAACACGUGUUUGCCAACUUGAUUUUUCAAGUGUAACAUGGGAAUAUUUGAGGAAAUUAUUUUAAUUUUGUAUUACUUUAGAACGACUUCUAAAAUUUACCAUGUUUCGGGAUGCAAUGAUGCACUUUUCACUUUUGAACACCUAUAAUAUCUCACAUUAUUGCAUAAGGGAUCACCCCUUAUGGAUAUCCUGAAGAAAGUAAAGCACCUAUAAAAUAAGUAAAGUAGUUUACUGACGACUAUGUUAAAAGCGUUUGUAAAAUAGUUAGACGAAUCCGCAAAUAAUCAUGUGAGAGGACAACUUCUAUAGAUAUUAGGUCAAAAGAUGAUGACGUGAUCAUCGGAACAAGAAAUUCAUUGGCCUGACGCUUCGGAUUCUCACUUAAAUCCAUCAUCAUUUAUAGCACGUUGCGGCCGUGGACCGUAUGCGCACUGCAAUUAACAGUGCUCGCAAUCACCGCUGGGGUCGUAAUUGAUGAGGUGGUGGCUUGUCGGUCCGAGUCCGAGUCGUUAAUUGCCGUGAUUUCGUCAUCCGUGCUGGAUGCUGAUGUGAUGAUUGCUCGGCAAACAGGCUCGCAUCUUGAGACGUUUCAAGACGUACUUUACGUUCGGCAGGUGAAGGAAACGCCAAUGGGUUACCGAGUUCGGGACUCAUAGCGGAGGCGGUCCUACAACAGCUGGCGUCGCUGGUUUUCCGACACCAUAGACCGAAAUUCUCGGCUCGGUAUGUGGAUGACACCUUCGUCGUCAUCAAACGGGAUCAGGUGCUGACAUUCAAAGAAUAUCUCAACGCCGUCUCUCCGGACAUUCAAUGCACGAUGGAGGAGAAGGAGGAGGAAAACAAUCAGCUGGCCUUCCUGGAUGUCCUCGUCUGCCGCAAAGAUUGUGGUGGUCUAAAAACCAAAGUUUUCAGGAAAGCGACAAAUACGACAUAA
Molecule: messenger RNA, 27536 nt
Organism: Spirometra erinaceieuropaei
Lineage: Eukaryota; Metazoa; Platyhelminthes; Cestoda; Diphyllobothriidea; Diphyllobothriidae
Source: the annotation of a GenBank genome assembly